ACAGGGAUCAGCGAAACAACUUGAUGAUAAUCGAUACGAGCUUGUUGCAUCGAUUGUGUUAAUCAUUGACGGCAGUGAAACAACAAUUGUUGAUACUGGCUUGGCAACCGAUUUAACAGGCCGAAAUAAUAUGCUGAAAAAAUUAGCUGAUUUAAAUAUCAAUCCGCUAUUGGUGAAUUAUGUGAUAACAACAGAUGGACAACCAGAUCAUUCUGGAAACACUAAUAGUUUCCCUGAAUCGCUUCAUUUUGCAGGAAUAUUCAUGUAUUACAAGACGCAAUUCAGUUUGUCAAAAUUAUUUCACGAAGAUAUCAUCAAUGUCUCACCAAAUGUUCAUUUAUUAAAAACACCUGGGCAUUCACCUGAUGGAAUUACUGUUAUUGUUACCAACGCCAAAAAUUAUGGAACCGUUGCUGUCACUGGGGACGUAUUUACCCAUAAAGAAGAUUUGAAAUAUUCGAAUAUUUGGCAAAUAUUAUCAAAAAAUAUAACAGAACAAGCGGAAUCGAGAAGAACGAUAAUUUGCCUCGUAGAUUAUAUAAUACCUGGUCAUGGAGAGAUUUUCCUCGUAGAGAGCCGACUAAAACAAAAAUUAAAUUGUCCAAUUGAUUAUAAAUUAAGAUAG
This is a messenger RNA of Dracunculus medinensis (Guinea worm), 625 nucleotides long. The record is from the annotation of a GenBank genome assembly. NCBI's taxonomy places the organism in Eukaryota, Metazoa, Nematoda, Chromadorea, Rhabditida, Dracunculidae.